AUGGAUCAACAAAACAUUGAAUCGGAACGAAGUAUGGAGAAACCAUCAAUGAUGACGUUUGAGAUGAAAAAGCAUAUCAUCGAGGAACGAAUUGCUGAUGUGAAAGAAAGCAUGCAUGCAUUGCGUAACACAAUGCAGGAAACUACCAAUGAAGUGAAAGGAAUAUUCCAUCGUGUCAUGAAGUUGCAAAAUAUCGUCGAUGAUGUCUCGGAAAAUGUGAAAAUACAGUUAGAUGAAUCGAAGAAAAUUCGUGAAAAAAAGGUUAAGCUAAUUUUAAAAGCAUAUUUUCCAGGACAUAGAGUCAUUGAACACUAA
Messenger RNA from Cercopithifilaria johnstoni, 315 nucleotides. NCBI's taxonomy places the organism in Eukaryota, Metazoa, Nematoda, Chromadorea, Rhabditida, Onchocercidae. The record is from the annotation of a GenBank genome assembly.